AUGACUAUUUUGUCGCUCUUCAGCCAGGUUUCCAUUAAGGCUGUGAUGUUGAUGAAAUCAUCCACACGGCAGCAGCGCGAGCCAGAGUGCCAACGGGAAGAGCUGCGCUGUACUCCUGGACAGUUUGCAUGUAAUACUGGAACAAUUCAGUGUAUCCCUCUGACUUGGCACUGUGACGGCUGGCAGACCUGCGAAGAUGGCAGCGAUGAACUGGAUUGUCCAGGUAUAAUUGGCGAUCAUCAGAUACAUCGCAUGAAGGAAACAGUGGACUUGAAACAUGGGCGUGGCAGAGGAGCUGAGGACACCCGCUUUUACCCUGUUAACAUGGGUCAGCCAUUUCAAUUGGAACGGAAGUGCCCAACUGGCUGGCAUCACUAUGAAGGGACAGCGAGCUGUUACAGAGUGUAUUUAAACAGCGAGAACUAUUGGGAUGCUGUCCAGAUGUGUCAGCAAGUGAAUGGAUCACUGGCCACCUUCACGACUGAUCAGGAGUUACGGUUCAUCCUGGCUGAAGAGUGGGACCUGGAGGAGCGGCCAGUGAGCCGCAAGGACCAGCGCAGAUUCUGGGUUGGCUAUCAAUACAUGGUAACCAACCGAAGUCACACCUCCCUCCAGGGGCAAUGGGAAGUAGCCUACAAGAGCAGUUCCUCCGAAGUCUUCCUUCCCCCAGAGAAGGUAACGUUCUUUGGGAUGACCAUCUCUGAACAGGAGAAUGUGUUAUGUGCUCAGCUGCAAUGCUCCCACUUGCCCAGCCUACGGCACCGUGGAUUGCACAGCUGGUAUGCAGAGAACUGCAAUGAGAAGUCAGCAUUUCUUUGCAAGAGAAGUGAGUAUGCUCUUGGGAAUACCUGCAUAUAG
Molecule: messenger RNA, 858 nt
Organism: Rhincodon typus (whale shark)
Lineage: Eukaryota; Metazoa; Chordata; Chondrichthyes; Orectolobiformes; Rhincodontidae
Product: integral membrane protein DGCR2/IDD-like
Exons: 7
Coding region: 1-858 (285 amino acids)
Molecular function (GO): protein binding
Source: RefSeq, a predicted model, not a curated record